UGUAUUUUUAAGGAAUAAUAUGCUGCAUAGGAUCUGUUUCCACUUCCAAAAAUAUAAAAAAAGGGGUAUUUAGUUGCCUUUUAUUUAUUUAUGAUUAUUUUUUGGGUGUAGUAGGACAAACAGUAAAAGGAACCAGGCCCCCACGGCAGUUCCAGUGGCCCAACGGCCCAUCAAGGGUUAACCCAUCACCCUCCCCCAACCAACCUUGCUUUUACUUCAUAGCCACACAAACACCGAAGUCCACUGUCUACUGUCGUUCUUUUCUUACUCUACUAUCUGAAAAUGUAAAUGGCACUUCAAUGAUUCUCUCUCAGUGGCACAGAACCAGAACCACCUCCAACGUUCGAUUUUUAACGUUGUUCUUGCGUGGGCACUCAGAUUCGCCACUCCAAAAUGGCUCCUACUGUGUCUUCUCCACCACCGAGCUUCGCUCUCUCAAUCAGGGACGACCCAAUGGAACGCAAAGAAGAGGAGAGCAAGUGCGCUUACCUCGUGGUAGCUCUCUGUCCUUGUCUCGUUUGCUUCAUUCUUCUCGUAAUUGCGCUUUCUAUCAUUCUCGUUGUCAAAUUCCAUUUCUUUUGCCACACCCCUCUUCACUCCUUGCUCUACAAAAAGAAUUGCUGAUUUCUUCAUUGCCCUUUUCUACUUUUCUAGGAAAGUUUCCGUUUUUAGAUAGUCCUAGGGAAUUUGCUAGUGUUAGUGAUUCUGGGGUUGAAUCUGGGAUUGAGGAUGAUGGUGGUGGGGAUUGGGAUGGUGAUAGUGGAGGUGUUAGUGCUGAAUCAUGUGCAGAUCCUGCUGAGGUUGAUAGGGUAUGCAAGGUGAUUGGUGAAUUGUUUGCUUUGGAUAGGAACAUGGAGGCUGUUCUUGAUGAGUGUGCGGUUCAGUUAUCGCAUGAUUUGGUUGUGGAUGUGUUGCAACGAUUCAGGCAUGCUAGGAAGCCAGCAUUUCGGUUCUUUUGUUGGGCUAGGCUCAGGCCUGGGUUUGCCCAUGAUUCCAGGACUUAUAACUGCAUGAUGCAGAUUCUUGGGAAGACUAGGCAAUUUGAGACCAUGGUAGCUAUGCUUGAGGAAAUGGGUGAGAAGGGCCUUUUGACAAUGGAAACUUUCUCCAUUGCUAUCAAAGCCUUUGCUUUGGCGAAGGAAAGAAAAAAAGCUGUUGGGAUCUUUGAUCUGAUGAAGAAGUACAAGUUUAAAGUGGAUGCUGAUGCUAUUAACUUCUUGCUUGAUAGUCUUGGUGCUGCAAAACUUGGUAAAGAAGCGCAAGCUGUUUUUGAAAAACUGAAAGAUAGAUUUACAAAGAAUUUGCAAACUUACACCAUACUUCUUAAUGGUUGGUGCAGGGUUAAAAACUUGCUGGAAGCAGGGAGGGUGUGGAAUGAAAUGGUUGAUAAGGGAUUUAAGCCAGAUGUUGUUGCACAUAAUAUCAUGCUUGAAGGGUUGUUAAAGUGUCAGAGGAAGUCUGAUGCGAUCAAAUUAUUUGAAAUCAUGAAAGCCAAAGGUCCCUUGCCCAAUGUUCGGAGUUAUACAAUUAUUAUACAGGAUUUUUGCAAACAAAAGAUGAUGAGAGAAGCUGUAGAAUAUUUUAGUGAAAUGGUAGAUCGUGGAUGUCAACCUGAUGCUGCACUUUACACGUGUUUGAUUGCUGGAUUUGGGAGGCAGAAGAAAAUGGAUAUGGUAUAUGAUUUACUGAAGGACAUGAGGGAAAGAGGUUGUCCACCUGAUGGGAGGACCUACAAUGCUUUGAUAAAACUGAUGGCAAGCCAACACAUGCCUGAUGAUGCAAUGAGAAUAUACAAGAAGAUGAUUCAAAGUGGCAUCCAACCAACAAUUCACACUUACAACAUGAUAAUGAAAUCCUAUUUUGUGACAAAAAAUCAUGAAAUGGGUCAUGCAAUUUGGGAUGAGAUGCAUCAGAAGGGGUGCUGUCCUGAUGAUAAUUCCUACACUGUAUUCAUUGGUGGACUUAUAAGACAGGGCAGGUCCAGUGAGGCAUGUAAAUAUUUAGAGGAAAUGUUGGAGAAGGGGAUGAAAGCUCCUCAGCUUGACUACAACAAGCUUGCUGCUGAAAUUUCUAAAACUGGGAACCCUGUUAUCCUUGAGGAGUUAGCCAGAAAGAUGAAUUUUGUUGGUAAGUUUGAAGUGUCCAAUGUCUUGGCCAGUUGGGUUGACAUGAUGGAGAAAAGUGUCAAUAGAAGAGAUACAAAAUCUGGUAGUCAGUUUACAUGAUUGCCUUGCAGGUGCCAGAACCCCCUUUGGAUUUAGUCUGUGUAACAACACCCCCCCCCCCCAACCCCAAAAAAAAAAAAAAAAACUUUUUAUGAACCAGUGUUGUAUAAUGGCAUGUACUAGUUUGAAUGAAACAACCGGCUGAUCCUUGCUGAAGUCCUUCAAUGUUUGGUGUUUUACAUUGCAGCAAUCAACAAGUUUGAUAUUUCUGAAUAUAUAAAAAAGUGCAACUUACUUUACAGUAUUACUGGAAGAAUGGAAGGUAACUAUCACAUGACAAACUGACAUCUGGUUUUUUUGUAGUUUUAUUAUAGGAAUCUUUAAGUUGAUUGGUUCUCGUACCUAAAUUAUUGCUUUAUUCUUUUAAUUUAUAUGUAAUUUGCGGUUUAGCAAGAUUUGGCUUCAACAAAUUUUUUGUCAGGUUUAGGAGCAAGUUCUCACUGGCAAUUUGCAAAAUAUAUACCAAAAUG
Abrus precatorius (Indian licorice) is the source of this 2695-nucleotide messenger RNA. RefSeq names its product pentatricopeptide repeat-containing protein At3g62470, mitochondrial-like. Gene Ontology annotation, molecular function: protein binding. The transcript has a single exon. The record is from RefSeq and is a predicted model, not a curated record. The coding region runs from base 300 to 2225 and encodes 641 amino acids. NCBI's taxonomy places the organism in Eukaryota, Viridiplantae, Streptophyta, Magnoliopsida, Fabales, Fabaceae.